Medicago truncatula (barrel medic) is the source of this 1945-nucleotide messenger RNA. RefSeq names its product (3S,6E)-nerolidol synthase 1. Gene Ontology annotation, molecular function: magnesium ion binding; terpene synthase activity. The record is from RefSeq and is a predicted model, not a curated record. Bases 170 to 1732 code for a protein of 520 amino acids. Gene Ontology annotation, biological process: terpenoid biosynthetic process. The transcript is spliced from 7 exons. Lineage: Eukaryota; Viridiplantae; Streptophyta; Magnoliopsida; Fabales; Fabaceae.
ACUUCAUAUCUUAACAAUAUCCCCAGCUAUCAAAGACAGUUUUUUAAAUCGGCCACCUAUAAGUCGGAUCUUGAACCGAUUUAAAAAGUCAUUUUUACCUGAUUUAAAAAGUGUUUUCUGUACUAGUGCGAGUCUGUUUUAAUUUACUAUCAAAGCAUUAAUUUCUAGAAUGGAUGUUGUAUAUGUCAAACAAGCUUUAAUAUUUAAGCAAGUUUAUAAGAAACUUGUUAAAAUCGAAGAUCCGAUGGAGAGUUUUUAUUUGAUGGAUAUUAUCCAAAGGUUUGGUAUUGAGCACUAUUUUGCUGAGGAAAUAAAAGUGGCUCUUGAAAAUCUGCAUUUGAUAUUGAACACCAAUCCUAUAAUUGAUUUUGUGAGUAGCCAUGAACUCUAUGAAGUUGCACUUGCAUUCCGCUUGCUGAGACAAGGAGGCCAUUACGUAAAUGCAGAUUUAUUUGACAGCUUGAAGUGUAACAAAAGAAUGUUUGAAGAAAAACAUGGUGAGGAUGUGAAAGGUCUCAUUGCCCUUUACGAAGCAUCGCAACUAAGUAUUGAAGGAGAAGAUAGUCUUAACGAUGUAGGAUAUCUCUGCUGUGAGCUUCUACAUGCAUGGUUGUCAAGAAACCAAGAACAUAACAAAGCUUUAUAUGUUGCAAACACUCUUCAGAAUCCACUUCACUAUGGAUUGUCAAGAUUUAUGGAUAAAAACACAUUCAUGCAUGAUUUGAAGGCUGAGAAGGAUUUGAUAUGUUUAGAGGAACUUGCUAAAAUCAAUUCUGGCAUAGUUAGGUUCAUGAACCAGAAUGAAACCAUUGAAGUUUCCAAAUGGUGGAAAGAACUUGGACUAGACAAGGAGGUGAAGUUUUCAGGGUAUCAACCUCUGAAAUGGUACACAUGGCCUAUGGCAUGCUUUACAGAUCCAAACUUUUCAGAACAAAGGAUUGAGCUCACAAAACCCAUCUCUUUAAUUUAUGUUAUUGACGACAUUUUCGAUGUUCACGGGACAUUGGAUCAACUUACAAUAUUCACAGAUGCUAUUAACAGGUGGGAAACCACUGGCACAGAGCAACUUCCAAACUUCAUGAAAAUAUCUUUGAAUGCACUUUACGACAUUACCAAUAAUUUUGCUGAAAAUGUCUACAAGAAGCAUGGAUUUAACCCUAUAGACACACUCAAAAAAUCGUGGAUACGCUUAUUGAACGCUUUCAUGGAAGAGGCUCAUUGGUUGAAUUCUGGUCACUUACCAAAAGCAGAGGAUUACUUAAACAAUGGAAUAGUGAGCACUGGAGUGCAUGUUGUGCUUGAACAUGCAUUCUUCCUUUUGGAUCAUGUUAGUGGUAUAACAAAGGAGACAAUUGAUAUCUUGGAUGAAAAUUUCCCAAAUGUUAUAUAUUCAGUGGCAAAAAUUCUUCGUCUCUCUGAUGAUUUAGAAGGAGCUAAGAGUGGAGAUCAAAAUGGUCUUGAUGGGUCAUACCUUGAUUGCUACAUGAGUGAACACCAAGAUAUUUCCAGUGAAGACGUGCAACGACAUGUUGCUCACAUGAUUUCAAAUGAAUGGAAAUGUCUCAAUCAAGAAAUUCUGGUCACAAAUCAGUUUUCAUCAUCAUUUUCCAAUUUUUGUCUCAAUGCUGCUAGAAUGGUUCCCCUCAUGUACCACUAUAAGAGCAACCCGAGCCUCUCUAAUCUCCAGGAACAUGUUAACUCAUUGAUUAAUGUUAGUGUUGGGUGCAAUUAGUACAUCUUUAAAUUUUGUGAUAUGAUGUUAUUCAUUUUGUAAUUUAUAUUGGGCAAUAUUGUUUCAUGGUUCUUCAGAUUAUUUCAAUACUUUAGUAUAUUAUAUCGAUCUACAUUUGGAACUAAACCAAAAAUGUAGUACUAAUUUCCCAUUUGUUUAUUGGUACUCAAACUGUGUACUUCAAUGAAAUUAUAAGCAUUGCAUUUAUACUUU